Molecule: messenger RNA, 2664 nt
Organism: Dictyostelium purpureum
Lineage: Eukaryota; Evosea; Eumycetozoa; Dictyosteliales; Dictyosteliaceae
Exons: 4
Coding region: 1-2664 (887 amino acids)
Biological process (GO): chaperone-mediated protein complex assembly; protein catabolic process; mitochondrion organization
Cellular component (GO): mitochondrial matrix
Molecular function (GO): ATP-dependent peptidase activity; ATP hydrolysis activity; ATP binding
Source: RefSeq, a predicted model, not a curated record
AUGUUAUCUUUAACAAAUAAAAUUAAAAGUAUUAAAGGACCCACAUCAAUAUUAAUAAAAUCAAAUGUAUAUAAUAGGUUGAACAACAAUAAAAAUAUAUUUAAUCUAAAUAGUUUUCAAAAUAAUAAUAAAUCAAAAAUUUGUUUAUUUAACGAAAAUAAUGGUUUAAAACAACAAAAAUUAAAUUAUUGUAAAAAAAAUAAAUCAAAUGAGGAUAAUGUCGAAUCAUUAUCAGCAGAACUCUUUAAAUUUGAAAAUAAAUCAAAUCAAAGAAAAGAUUGGCCAAUUAAUAAUGAGGUAUUAAUAUAUCCAACAACUUUAUUUUGUUUUAAAGGUGCAACAGGAAAUCUCAAUUUAAUGAAUGUUUAUAUUAGUAAACUUAUACCAAAUUCAGGGGGAAAAAGUUUUAUAGGUGUUUUUUAUGCAAAGAAUCAACCAAUUAAUCAACCAUUCAAUGGUCUAGGUGAAAAGUCAGUUGGCGCAUUAGCUCAAAUUACUUACAAUGGCAGAAACUAUGAAUUUGAAACAACUAAAAGAAUCAGAAUUAAAGAAUUACAUCCUGUUCAAAAUCCAAACGAUCCACAGGUCGCAACUAUUGAACCAUUCGACUGUGACCCAGAGGAAUAUAAUGACCCAAGAGUUAAAGAAACUGUUGAAAAAAUUAAUCAAUUGGUAUUAAAGAUUCAAGAGUUGUAUCCAGAUAUUUACAAAGGUAGACAAGUUAUUGAUUUUAAAACUCAAAUUCAAACCAAUGAAGACCCAGAAUUAUAUUUCACUUCAAUUAUAAAUUAUUAUGGUUUAAAUGAUCCUGACGAAUUUCAAGAAAUUUUAGAAACUCGAUCAAUUAUUAAAAGAUUAGAAAAGCUUUAUGACUUGAUUGUAAAAGAAGAAAAGUCGUUUAAAAAGCAACAAGAAAUUUCAGAAGAAUCAGGUGAAACAGCAUCAGCAGCUCAAAAAAGAAUAUUUUUACUUGAACAAUUAAAAAAAACAAAACAAUUAUUAGGUCAUGAAGCUGACGAAAAAGAAAGAGCAAUAGAAAAAUAUAACAGCAAAUUGGCUAGUUUAGUACAUAUUCCAGAGGCAAAUAAAAAGGUUAUUCAGGAAGAAAUUAGUAAAUUUUCAACAAUUGAUCCACUUUCUGCAGAAUAUAGUCUUUCUAAAAAUUAUUUAGAGUGGUUAUUAAAUUUACCUUGGGGGGUUUUUACACCAGAGUUUUUUGAUCUCAAAUAUUCAAAGGAUGUUUUAGAUAGUGAUCAUUAUGGAUUAAAUGAUAUUAAACAAAGAAUUUUAGAGUUUAUUUCAAUUGGACAUUUAAAGGGUUCCGUUCAAGGUAAAAUCAUUUGUUUUAUAGGACCACCUGGUACUGGUAAAACUUCAAUUGCUAAAUCAAUUGCCAAAUGUUUAAAGAAAGAGUUUUAUAGAUUCUCAGUUGGUGGGUUGGUCGACGAAAGUGAAAUUAAAGGUCAUAGAAGAACAUAUAUAGGUGCUAUGCCAGGUAAAAUUAUUCAAGCAAUGAAGUUAACUCAAACAUCAAAUCCAGUAAUUCUAAUCGAUGAAAUUGAUAAGAUUGGUAAAAGAACUCUUGGUGAUCCAUCAUCUGCUCUUUUGGAAGUUUUGGAUCCAGAACAAAACUCUAGUUUUGUAGACCAUUAUUUAGAUACAACAUAUGAUUUCUCAAAAGUUUUGUUCAUUUGCACAGCAAACUCUGAAAAAAAUAUACCAAUGGCUUUAUUCGAUCGUAUGGAAAUCAUUCAUUUAACUGGUUAUGUUGAAGAAGAGCAGUUCCAAAUCGUAAAGAACUUUAUCAUCCCAAAGACUCUUAUUGAGUGUGGUAUCAAACCCGAUCAACUAACAAUUUCAGACGAGGUAAUUAAACAAUUGGUCAAGUUUUAUAGUAGAGAAGUUGGUAUUCGUGAAUUAGAAAAACUCGUUGAAAAGAUUAUGCGAAAGACUGCUUUAGGUAUUGUUAAUGGUACAGCCGAAAAAGUUGAGUUAACUACAGAGAAUGUAGAGGAGUUUUUAGGUAUUCCAUCAUACACAUCAGAUAGAUACUAUGAAACAACACCAGUGGGUGUUGUUAAUGGUUUGGCUUAUAAUACAAGAGGUGGCUCAACAUUAUACAUUGAAAGUACUGCAGAAAAGCUCGUAAGUUCGUUAUCAGGUCCACCUAAAGAGCCUUCUCUUAAAACAACCGGUAAAUUGGGUGAGGUCAUGUCAGAAUCAUCAACAAUUGCUUAUACAUUUGCUAAAAACUUUUUAUAUACCCUCGAUCCAAAGAAUACAUUCUUCCAUACCCACAGUAUCCACUUGCAUUCUCCACAAGGUGAUCAGGCCAAAGAGGGACCAUCAGCUGGUGUUACUAUGGCAACAUCUUUGCUCUCUCUUGCCCUAAACGAACCCGUACUUAAUGAUUUGGGAAUGACUGGGGAGUUAACAAUUACUGGUAAAGUUAUUACUAUAGGAGGUGUAAAAGAAAAAACUAUUGCCGCUAAAAGAUCAGGUUUAAAAUCAAUUAUAAUUCCAACAAAUAAUCAAACUAGUUUCGAAGAGUUACCAGAUUAUAUUAAAAAUGGAAUAGAUGUAAAAUAUGCAAAAGAAUAUAAAGAUGUUUUCGAAAUAGCUUUUCCAAAUAAAAAAUAUCUUUUAGAAAAUUUAAAAAAUUAA